CCAAGCAAACGGGGCGUAGAGGAAUUCCCGUCCCUCACUUGACAGCUUAAAGCGCUCUCUCUCUCUCUCUCUCUCUCUCUCUAUAUAUAUAUAUAUCUGUUUGAUUCAGAGGGUAGAAGAUAAGCACAAUCGAUGCGCACCAAACCCUAGAAUUCCAUACAGGGGCACAACAUGGCGCUUCUGUCCCAGGUGGGUCCAUCACACUGCAUUCAUUUUGAGAACAUAAGAUCUAAAGUGGGCUACAGUCUUGUUUUCAACAUAGGGAGCGGUUUCGAGGCAUCCAAAGUUAAGGAAACUUGCACAAGUUUUCCAUCCUUAUCAUCGAAUUAUACAAAGACAAUGCAUGGUUUGCAUUUAGACAGUGCAAAAGUAUCGUACAAACAAAGACACCGGGCAAUUGUCAAUGCAAGCCCCCCUACAGAGGAUGCUUUGAUUGCUACAGAGCCAUUGACAAAAGAGGAUCUUGUAGCAUACCUUGCUUCUGGGUGCAAACCUAAGGAGAAAUGGAGAAUAGGUACAGAACAUGAAAAGUUUGGCUUUGAGAGUGAAACUUUAAGGCCCAUGAAGUAUGAACAGAUAGCAGAGUUGCUCAAUGGUAUUGCUGAGAGAUUUGACUGGGAUAAAAUAAUGGAGGGUGACAACAUUAUUGGACUCAAACAGGGAAAGCAAAGCAUAUCAUUGGAACCAGGAGGCCAAUUUGAGCUUAGUGGUGCACCUCUUGAAACUUUACAUCAAACUUGUGCUGAGGUUAAUUCACAUCUUUAUCAGGUCAAAGCUGUUGCAGAGGAAAUGGGAAUUGGAUUCUUAGGAAUUGGUUUCCAGCCCAAAUGGGGCCUCAAAGACAUACCUAUAAUGCCCAAGGGAAGAUAUGAGAUUAUGAGGAAUUACAUGCCCAAAGUUGGCACUCUCGGACUUGACAUGAUGUUUCGGACAUGCACUGUUCAGGUCAAUUUGGACUUCAGCUCUGAAGUGGACAUGAUCAGGAAAUUUCGUGCUGGUCUUGCUUUGCAGCCUAUCGCCACAGCCUUGUUUGCCAAUUCGCCUUUCACUGAAGGAAAGCCAAAUGGUUAUCUUAGUAUGAGAAGCCAAAUAUGGACUGAUACGGAUAACAAUCGUGCUGGCAUGCUUCCCUUUGUCUUUGAUGACUCUUUUGGGUUUGAACAAUAUGUAGAUUAUGCACUUGAUGUCCCAAUGUAUUUCGUCUAUCGGAAAAAGAAGUAUAUUGAUUGCUCUGGAUUGUCAUUCCGGGACUUCAUGGCAGGAAAACUUGCUCCUAUUCCGGGUGAAUUGCCAACCCUCAAUGAUUGGGAGAAUCAUCUGACUACAAUAUUUCCUGAGGUCAGGUUGAAGAGAUAUUUGGAGAUGAGGGGAGCUGACGGGGGCCCUUGGAGGAGGUUAUGUGCAUUGCCUGCAUUUUGGGUGGGUAUAUUAUAUGAUGACAUUUCUCUACAAAAUGUUCUAGAUAUAGUAGCUGAUUGGACCGCAGAAGAAAGACAGAUGUUGAGAAAUAAGGUACCUAUAUGUGGUCUAAAGACACCAUUUCGUGAUGGAUUGCUGAAGCAUGUAGCCGAAGAUGUUGUAAAGUUCGCGAAGGAUGGCUUGGAAAGGAGAGGCUACAAGGAAACUGGAUUCUUGAAUGAAGUGGCUGAGGUGGUUAGAACAGGUGUAACACCAGCUGAGAAGCUUUUGGAGUUGUACCAUGGGAAGUGGGGAAGAUCAGUGGAUCCUGUUUUUGAGGAGCUGCUAUAUUGAGGUGAUUUAAAUAUCUCGUGCGCACUCCAUGAGAAAUGUCCUUUUGUGUGUAAUUCUCUUUCCAAUUUUUGGGUGUAAUUUCAGUUGACACCUAAGACUAUUAUUUUAAAUGAAUAAUUCACGUCGUGUAUGCUUGGAUGAGGCUUUUCUUGCAACUAUUGUCCAGAAUGUAACAAGAUCAGUUAUUGUCAACUGACAAUAGUAGUGUACAAUAUAGCAAGUGAAUAGAACUAUUUAAAACCUUGCAAGUGAAGGAAGUUAAACCAAAUUUCCAAAACAGUUGUAGGAUAUAGCUAAAUUGUAUUGCUUGGUCAAGAAUCAAUAGAGGAUAUUCUCAGUGUGCAGUAGGAUCUUUAAAAUUAU
Camellia sinensis is the source of this 2115-nucleotide messenger RNA. RefSeq names its product glutamate--cysteine ligase, chloroplastic. The record is from RefSeq and is a predicted model, not a curated record. Lineage: Eukaryota; Viridiplantae; Streptophyta; Magnoliopsida; Ericales; Theaceae. Gene Ontology annotation, biological process: glutathione biosynthetic process. Gene Ontology annotation, molecular function: glutamate-cysteine ligase activity.